Messenger RNA from Eurytemora carolleeae, 3999 nucleotides. Its product is annotated as transcriptional repressor CTCF. The record is from RefSeq and is a predicted model, not a curated record. The transcript has 4 exons. Gene Ontology annotation, biological process: regulation of DNA-templated transcription. NCBI's taxonomy places the organism in Eukaryota, Metazoa, Arthropoda, Copepoda, Calanoida, Temoridae. The coding region runs from base 564 to 2063 and encodes 499 amino acids. Gene Ontology annotation, molecular function: DNA-binding transcription factor activity, RNA polymerase II-specific; RNA polymerase II cis-regulatory region sequence-specific DNA binding.
AUAACCUUUACCAUUAACAUCGCAUUCAUGGACGGCAUUUGAAAAAAAUCUAAGUUUUAACGUUUUUAAAAAUACUUUUGACUCUACUGUGGAUUUUUUGAAGCACCCUCGAUGAAAUUAUUCAGAUGAAUCAAAUGCAAAUUUAAAAUGUUCAUGAUAAAUCGAAAAAUGUUUGGUUAGAAUUGUGAUUGUAAUUGUCGGUAACAAUGUGAUGGGAAAGUUUGUCAAUGACCAAUGUGAGUAUAUUGGAUCAAAUAAAUGAGCUCUAAAGAAUCAUGUUUAAAUAUAUCAUUGUGCUAAAUGUAACAAUGUAUCAUUAGAUCUGAUCUUUUUGAUAACACACUUACACACUUGAAGUAGUUGUGCGAUCAAGGUGAUAAAACUGAAAAGAGCACAUGCAAAGCAAACACGAUAAUAUUAGAUACUCUUGUGAUUUCUGUGAACAUGCUUCGACAUCUAAACAGUAUCUAAUGCAACAUAAGUAAAUAUUUAGUAUGAGUUAUAUAAUUUAUUAUUAUUUUCAUUUUUUCGCAAAUUAAUUUCAAAAUAUUACAGAAGUGAAAAUGGCGCUAGCCGCAUGCGAAACCACAGAUAUGGACUCAUUAUAUGCCCAUAGGUGGGAGAUACAUAGAGAUCUUCAGAGUAUUCCUGCGACAACAGAUGAUAAACAAGUGAUAAAGCACGUCAUGAUAGAUAUUCUAAACUUAAAGCACGGUCUUGAGGAUAAUCUUCUCCUGAUAAAACAACUGAGAAUUCAUCUGGAGGAAACUGAACGGCGGGAACUAGUUGUGAAUGCUGCGCGGCAACAUAUAACCUCCAUCAGUACAGUAUAUCAGCUGGGAACCGCGUGGUUGAAGAGUAAUCCGAACCCGCCGCAACCGCAACCGCCGAUAGAUCCGAGAUAUAAUGCUCCUGCACAGAACUAUGGAUUCCAGGAUACAAGAGACCAAUAUCAACAUGUUCCCGGGGGUAAUCCAGUCAACUCGGAAGAUGUUAAGGUGGCACUAGAGGAUAUUAAAAGUUCUGACCUGACCGCCCUACACCCGGCUGUUAUUCUUAAGAAUGAAGACGGUCAACCUAUUAUUACAGAAGUUGAUACUAACGAAGAUGCCGAAGGAACUGGAACUGAAAAACGUAAAUAUCCUUGUGAAAAGUGUGAUUAUGUUGCCAAGCACAGUUCAAAUUUGAUAAACCACGUGAGAAGUAAACAUCAAGGAGUAAAACAUCCGUGUGAUCAAUGUGAUUAUGCAGCACAAACUCCGACCAAUUUAAAGACACACAAGGCAAGAAAACAUGGAAAUGUGAAAUAUCCUUGUGAUCAAUGUGAGUACGUGGCAUAUGCAUCAAUAACCUUGAAGAAACACAUUGCCAGUAAGCAUGAUGGUAUCCGAUAUCCAUGUAGCCAGUGCGGACACAAAUCUACAACUAAGUUUGACUUGAAGCGACACAUAGAAAUCAUCCACAAGGGGGUUCGCUACCCAUGCGAUCAGUGCGAAUAUUCUGCGAUAACAGUCGGUAAAUUGAAAAUACAUAAACGAAGUAAACACGAGGGAGUCUCGUAUCAGUGUAAUAUUUGCCAGUAUACAGCAAUAACAUACGCUACUUUAAAGCUUCAUAAGAAAAGUAAACAUGAAGGUAUUAAUUUUCCUUGUGACCAGUGUGAUUAUUGUGCUGCGACUAUUGGCAAUCUGAAAAUACACAUGAAGGGUCAGCACACUAAUGACAGGUAUCCUUGUGAUAAGUGUGAAUAUAUUGCAAACACAAUGUACAAUUUGAAAAGACACAAGAUGUGUAAGCAUGAAGGAAUCAAUUUUCCUUGUGAUCAAUGUGACUAUGUUGGUGCUACCUCAAAUAAUUUGAAAGGACAUAAAGAGUGCAAACAUCCUGUCGAGCGGCAUUUGUGCGACCAGUGCGAGUACACUGGAACCACUUUGAUCAACUUAAAAAAGCACAUUGAAAGUAAACACGAAAAUGUAAGAUAUCCCUGUGAUCAAUGUGGACAUGCUGCUACCUCCAUUGGGAACUUAAGACAGCACAUGAGGCGGGUGCACAAAGUACAAUAACACUAUUCUUUCUGCAAUUUUUUUCUAAAAAAGUUACACCUGGUCUAUGAUUAGGUUUAGAUUCUGCUCCCUAUGGGAAAUAGUAUUAAAUUUUAAAUGUUUAUUAUCCAGACAAUACUUAGAAACAAAGAUUGAAAUAGUUUUACAUUUUUCAUCUUGAAAACUCUUCCAUAGUGGUCCCAUUACUAUUUACUGUUUAUAUUAAGCUAAUUAGCAAUAUUAAAAUAUCUUAUAUUUUGUAUAAAAUUUGUAAUGACCCUAUCUAAUAGGGAAUUGUGCCAGUAUUUGUAUUUUUUUUACAUCAUUUUAUGACGAUAUUUAUGACCUACUGUAUAUAUUAUGGUAACUAACUAUUAGUGAAUAACCAGAUGAUGCCAAUAUUUUAUGACAUUACUCUUGACCUGUAUAAAAUUGUAUAUUUGAUAUUGUUUUUAUAUUGUAGAAUGUAGCUUUAUUAUUUCAGAAGAUAAAAUGUACAAAUGUUGUAAUGAUCUGUUUGGAUAUUAUUCAAGAUAGAUUAAGUUUGAUGAUAUUUAGCAUAUUUUUCUAGAAAUAGGAAACCCUACGGACCCUAAUACAGGACUAGUCAGCAAUUUUCAAGCAGUGGAUUUCUCAUCGUGUGUUUUUUUAAUUGGACAAUAUUUUGGAAUUUUGUAAUGAAGGGCGUCCAAGGUACAUGAUUGCUAAUAUUCCCAAUUUCCCGAUUAAGUCGUAUAUUCUCCUAUAUACAGGUAUAACCAUAAAACUGUAUAAUAUGAAGACGACAUUAAAGCAAUAAAGUACAUUUGAUGUCUUUACAACCCAAAUAGCUUUACUAGUACGUUAAGUGAUAUAGGGCUGUUUGCAACUGCACAUUUGUUGUGUCUAAUGUUCGCCUGGACGCACCAAAUUGCAGUUUUUUCAAACCUCAUAACGUCUUAUUUAUAACUUUAUUGAGAAGGGUUUUAUACACUAAAGAAAGGUUUUUUUAGAAAGGAAAAAAACGAUACAGGUCCUAGCAAAAUACAUCAAAUAUUAGAAAAGUAAAAUUUUAAGUUUACAAUUACGUCUAGUUUGCAAAUAUAACUUUACUCAAAUAUAACUUUAUUAUAAAAUUUUUAUUUAGGAUAAGAGAAAAACUCAAAACAAGGAAAACCAAUUUACUGAAUAUGUUAAUUUCGUUAUUUUUUCGAGUUAAAAAUAUAACUCCCCACACAACAGGAUGGCCAUUCUAGGUAUUGAUGGAAUCGAGUUAAAUUAAGAAACUAUAAUCAGUUAAAAGAGAUGCUUAUAAAACCAAAAAAUUUUUUUAAAAAAGUAGUUAACUGCAGCAAGUUGGUUUUCGUAAUUGAUGGAGAAUGGGAGCAUUUGUCAGAUAGUUCACAGACUACGUCUGAGACACGCUUGGACUGAAAGAUGGAGCCAUUAAAUGUAUCCAGAAAAAAUUCUGUGUCUAUACAUUCUUUGGAAUGUAUAAUUUAUCCAAAGAAAUAUAAUUUGGCGAAGUAGGAUCUACUCCAGACGGUUUGACUGGUGUUUGCAUCCUUCAUUGAAAGCGGAAACCAAUAGCAAUCAAUAACAGCUAAUACAACUUAAAAUAAUAAUGUGAUAAAAAGUAAAAUGGAAUAAACUGGAGGUUCGUGAGAAGGAAAGAAUGUUAAAAAGAAAGGAGUAUUAAACUACCGAAGAAUGGAAAAGAAUAUAAAUAGAGAACUUCAGUGAUAAUUUAAUCUACACGAGAAAAAGAGAACUAAAAUGGAAGGGAAAUAAAAUUUAAAUAAGUGAUAACUCUAUACUACAAGGAAAAAGAGAAAUCCAAGAGUUAAACUUGAUCAAAAGUUAAAGUGCAGCAUAAUAAACUACAAUAACUAUUUGUAGAAAAUUGAUAGAGUUAACAUGGUGUAAAUUGUCAGGAUAUAAAGUUUUGAACAGGAUUUAAUAAUCUAAUUUUUUCAGA